GCCUGUGUAUACAGUAAUAAUUAGGGGUGUGAAUAAUUAUGAUGAUGUAUUUUAGUUAUACUGUAUGAUUUUUUUGUAAUGCUAUUUCUAUAAAUGUAUGUAAUUCCCUGAUUCUUUGAGUUCACGAUCUGUUACCUGUUGUGUUUAUUUUACGCAGCUGAUCUUUAUGUUUAUUAAAUUGAAUUUCUAUCACUUCAACUGGAAACAAAGGCUCAAUGCCUCAUGGACACUGCUCAUUCUGACAUUAUUUAAUGUGUUUUAUUGGGAACGGGAGAAAUGGGAGAUUGUGGUUGGUGGCGUCCCAUAACAUGUCAGCAGAAACCAGUGUGGUUGUGGCUAUUGGACAUGCUGUAGUAGAAUUCAUCCAUGGGGAUUACCUGGCUCCACUGAUGGCUUCAGAGAGAAAAGUAAACCCAGAGUUUAAUUGGAUGCAUGCACACAGCAUUGGAAAAGUCACAUGUGCAUGAUAUAUCCAAUUACAAAUCAUGUCCUCUUUAUUUACACCAACCUUUCUCUGCAAUAAAAACACAUUAGGUACACAUUUCUAAUAUGAAAUGAUGUAUCAUACAUUUUAAUUUUCAGACCAGAACCUGUUGGCCUUUAAGAGUGAACUCCUGUUAAAUGAUAAAAAAAAAAAAUUUCAUUUCCUCUUUUUUGAUGUGCACUGUUUGCAAGAAUUUUAAGAUCCACACAAGGACAGGAAAUGUGACCAAAUGGCAUUCAAUGACAAAACGUUUUCUGUAGAAGCCACAACCGCACAAAGCUCACCCAAAACUGGAUGUUCUGGUUGCACAUUUGUUGGAGAGCUGACCAUGGAAACCAUGCUGGUCUGUGUCUGGCUGGUCAGCAGUCUGAUUCACACGAUCUCAGGAUGUUCUCUAUCUGCACCCGAAGGAGUCACUGGGCACACAGGAGGCUCUGUGCUCCUGCCCUGCUUCUGCCCUGAUGGAGGGACAAUACGGGGAUCUCCCAGAUGGCUUUUUUUUCCAAGUUCUUCUGUUAUCACAGUUUGGUCGCCUAAUGAAGUGCACAACCUCUACAAAGACCGGGUCUCAAUUUCUGACUUCCCUGGAAACAUGUCUCUCCAUCUCUCAGAUCUCACUCUGUCAGAUGGGGGAACAUACAGGUGUCGUAGAGAUGGACACUACAGAGACAUCAGACUCACAGUGAAAGGGUGUGUUUUCUCUGAUUCUGGAUCCAUACCCAUCACUGGAUUCACAGGACACUCAGUGGUUCUGCCCUGUGCCUGUACUGAUGUGCAGAAGAAACCUGAACAGAUCAAAUGGACUGCAUUUCUAGGAAACCAAAACACUGUUAUAUUUCCACAAGAUCCUACCAGUGGCAAUGAUCGCAACAAACACAGAGUGCAGCUGUUGGACUCUGUCUCCCCUGGAAACCUGUCUCUCCGUCUCUCAGAUCUCACUCUGUCAGAUGGGGGAACAUACAGGUGUAGUGCAGAUGGACUCUACAGAGACAUCAGACUCACAGUGAAAGGGUGUGUUUUCUCUGAUUCUGGACCCAUACCCAUCACUGGAUUCACAGGACACUCAGUGGUUCUGCCCUGUGCCUGUACUGAUGUGCAGGUCAAACCUAAACAGAUCAAAUGGACUGCAUUUCGAGGAAACCAAAACACUGUUAUAUUUCCACUAGAUCCUACCAGUGCCAAUGAUCGCUACAAAAACAGAGUGCAGCUGUUGGACUCUGUUUCCUCUGGAAACCUGUCUCUCCGUCUCUCAGAUCUCACUCUGUCAGAUGGGGGAACAUACAGGUGUAGUGCAGAUGGACUCUACAGAGACAUCAGACUCACAGUGAAAGAAUCUGAGAAAGUGCCUAAAACCAAUGUGCCUAAAAAACAACCACCAACCAAGACUACAACUAAAGCAGCAUCCUCACAUGAAAAGAAGAUCCCCGCUGGAAAGGAGGAGGCCACUGAAGAUCAGAACAACACCUUGUUUGUGGCCAUUGCUGUUGUUGCUGUGGUCACAUUGUUCACAGUGUGUGGGGCUGUGUUUUACUGCAGAGUUAGAGGCAGGGAAAGUGCACAUGUUGAGUCUAGAGGGCCAAACGAGAAGAGGGCCAAGGAGCAGGAGGAGGACCCUGAUUCAGUGACGUAUUCUACCGUCAUCCACAGAGAAAAAGACAAAAACACAAAGAGCCAAAAUCAAACUCCUGCUGAAGAUUCUACAGAAUAUGCUGCAAUUAAAUUUCAUACUUAAUUUAAUGAAUGGCAUAGUCAUGGAAAUAUACACACAUACACACACACACACACACACCAUGGAUAGGUACACACGGACAUCGGUAGUAAAUAGGUUUGCCGCAAAAAGAUACUUUUUUGUGAAACCACUCCUUACUGUUGUGUAAACCAUGCAGCGUUUGUGAAUUGUGUCAGACGCACAUGGGUCUGGGGAUAUAGAGUAAUUUUACAUUCAGCUUUUUAUUUUUGAUUAAGCACAGCUAGUGAACCCACGUAUGAUGCUCAGCAGUUCAGCCUGUGUUUAGGAGGCCCGUGGAUACAGAAAUAAUUAGGGGUGGUAAUAAUUAUGAUACCGUAUUUUAGUUAUACUGUAUGAUUUUUUUGUAAUGCUAUUUCUAUAAAUGCGUGUAAUUCCCUGCUUCUUUGAGUAUUCGAUCCAUUACGUGUUGUGUUUAUUUUAUACAGUUAAUCUUUAUGUUUAUUUUAUUUAAUUUGUAUUACUUCAACUGGAAACAUUCUGGCAUUAUUUCAUGUGUUUUAUUGGGAACGGGAGAAAUGGGAGAUUGUGGUUGGUGGCUUCAUAUUUCAUGUCAGCAGAAACCAGUCUGGUUGUGGCUAUUGGACACGCUGGAGUUGAAUGUAUUCAUGGGGAU
Messenger RNA from Conger conger (European conger), 2847 nucleotides. Its product is annotated as V-set and immunoglobulin domain-containing protein 1-like. Lineage: Eukaryota; Metazoa; Chordata; Actinopteri; Anguilliformes; Congridae. Bases 714 to 2216 code for a protein of 500 amino acids. Gene Ontology annotation, cellular component: external side of plasma membrane. Gene Ontology annotation, biological process: cellular response to lipopolysaccharide; T cell costimulation; cell surface receptor signaling pathway. The transcript is spliced from 5 exons. The record is from RefSeq and is a predicted model, not a curated record.